CAGAGCAUGAUCUCCAACGGUCCAGAACUUCAGUCAGUGAACGCAUCGUUCCCGUUGGAUUCAACAGUUUUCCAGUCGACUUCCACGGUCCGUCGGACUGAGCCGAGAGUUGACGGAGACAGAAGAUCUUCAGAAUGAGCCACCGAUCUCGAGGCUCCAGGGGGCGCCAGCACCUCCACUGUGACUCCUGCUACAGCCGACGCUGCAGGACUCGGGUGGAGGCCUCCGUCAGCUGCGCCCUGGUCCCCUGCGGCCUCCUGUGCGGAGCGGUGUUCCACCUGUGUAAGGAGGAGGAGCACCUGCUGCUCUGCCCCAACGUCAGGGUACCGUGUCUCAACGCCGACCACGGCUGCCCCCUGCAGAUGCCCCGCUCCUGCCGGGCCGCCCACCUCCAGGAGUGUCCGGCCAGCGUGGUCUGCUGCUCCAUGGAGUGGAACCGUUGGCCGGCGGUCGACGCCCACUCUCAUCUCUGCGCCGAGCUGAACCAGAAUCUGAUGCAGGAGCGAGAGUCGGGAGGAGGUCUGGACCUGGCCUUGGCCCUGAGGGACCAGGACCGGCUGUUCCACCACAUGAAGAUGAAGAAACUGUUCCCAGAGCUGGUGCGGAGUGUGGAGGAGGAGGAGAAGGAGGAAGAACGGAGGGAGGAGGAGCAGAGGAGAGCGAUGCACAGGAAGGCCGCGGAGGAGAAGGAGUCAGCAGCGAGAAGAGCGGCGGCUCACACCUGGGAGUCCUUCAACAAGUUCAACAUCAGCACGUGGCAUGACACCGUGGACAAGGAUGAAGACGAAGAUGAAGAGGAUGAGGAUGAGGUUGACCUCGGUGACCUUCAAGAUCAGCAGGAGCUGACUCAGGAGGAGAGGGAGGCUCUGGCCAGGGGCUCGGGCGUGGACGCUCUGUCCCUGGAGAACUUCACGGCCUACGAGAGCAUGUUCAGUAUGGAGAUGGGUGGAUGUCGAGAAGCUGGAGGGAGAGGAGGGGGAGGGACCAAGGGGGGAGGAAAAGGUCUGAGCACUCUGACGGAGGAGGAGACUGAGGACACCAGUGAUGUGGCAGCACCCUCCAGCUCCUGCGCCUCCUCCUGCACCAACGACACAGUGAAGAGGAGGAGGUUCAUGUACGGUUCCCUGGAGCCGAUGAAGAUCAUCACGGUACGAACGUUCAGAAUCCCCACCAGCUUCUCUGCCAGGCAGGGCCGCAUCAGGAACCCCGGCUUCUACCGCAGAGAGAGCAAAGCUGUGGACACCAGCGACCUGGGGGUGGCGCUAGAGGAGGUGCCAGUGUGGGAGGAGGUACAGGCCUCCCUCCUCUGCUCCCUGGAGAAGGAGCAGCGAGGUCACAUGAUCGCAGAGAGCAUCUGCAGCGACGGCCUGCUCCAGGACGAGGGCACGCAGACCUACAGCUUCCUGUCGGCUCCUUUUCGCAGAAACACGUCUCUGGCUGAUCUGACGGCGGACAAACCUCUAGAGCUCCACCUACAGCUGCAGGUGGAGAGCGUCACGGGCAGACACCACAAGGCCAGCUCCGCCUUCACCUUCCUCUGUGGACACAGCUUUCAGCGCAGAGAAUAUGGGACACACUACAAGAACGUCCACAGUGACAUCCAGAUGGGAGUGAACGGCUGGUUCGAGCACCGAUGUCCUCUGUCCUACCUCGGCUGCACCUACAGCCAGAGGAGGUUCCAGCCUUCAACGCACGAAGCCAGCGUCUCCUACUGUGAAGACCUGGGCUGCUUCAGUCUGAGCCCCACCGUCCCUGGGUGUCCUGGAGAGACCACCCCUCAGAGGACGAGGGGCGGACAGGCAGGAGGAGCAGGAGGAGGCGCGGACUCCCUGAGCUCCCUGCCCUACGAGGUCUUGUGUCACGUGGCCAGUUUCCUGGACAGUCUGUCUCUGUCUCAGCUGGCUCUGGUGUCCAGGCUCCUCAGGCAGGUCUGCUCCUCCCUGCUGCAGGACAGAGGGAUGGUCACCCUGCACUGGGAGAAGGACACCUCCUCACACGGAGGAGCCAAGCGCUGGAGGUCCAGACCCGUGUGGCGGUUCAGUCACCUCUUCUCCUCGGUGGACUCCUGGAGGACGUCUGAUGUUCCUCCAAUGUCUGCUCACCUCAAAGUCUGUCCGUUCUACCAGACCUCAGAGGAGCAGCAGCAGAGCCGGCGUGUUCCUCUGCCCGGCAUGAGUGAGAAGCUGAGGAGCAGCCAGAAGGGGGCGACGCUGGUCGACCUCUUGACCCGGCAAGGAACACAAGAAGGAGGAGGAAGAGGAGCGUGA
Messenger RNA from Cynoglossus semilaevis (tongue sole), 2267 nucleotides. RefSeq names its product F-box only protein 40-like. The transcript has 6 exons. NCBI's taxonomy places the organism in Eukaryota, Metazoa, Chordata, Actinopteri, Pleuronectiformes, Cynoglossidae. Bases 135 to 2267 code for a protein of 710 amino acids. Gene Ontology annotation, molecular function: ubiquitin protein ligase activity; zinc ion binding; protein binding. Gene Ontology annotation, cellular component: cytoplasm. The record is from RefSeq and is a predicted model, not a curated record.